This is a messenger RNA of Heterocephalus glaber (naked mole-rat), 2122 nucleotides long. It is a transcript of the gene Mvk, whose product is annotated as mevalonate kinase. Gene Ontology annotation, molecular function: mevalonate kinase activity; ATP binding. Gene Ontology annotation, biological process: isopentenyl diphosphate biosynthetic process, mevalonate pathway; cholesterol biosynthetic process; isoprenoid biosynthetic process. The record is from RefSeq and is a predicted model, not a curated record. NCBI's taxonomy places the organism in Eukaryota, Metazoa, Chordata, Mammalia, Rodentia, Bathyergidae. Gene Ontology annotation, cellular component: cytoplasm; cytosol.
GGAGGAGUGGGGCGGGAAGAUCCUUGCCUGCUAGGCUAAAGUACCUAUUGACCAAUGCUCAAGCCAAUUGGUAAAGGUAUUGAGCUCGCGCGCUCUGAUUGGCUAGACGGAAAAAAGAGGCCACCUUCUACGGUUUGGGGCUUGGGGAUGGAGGAAUUUAAGAGUGGCUCUGGCUCUGGUGUGGAAAGGCUGUGGCGGCCGCAGGAUUCCCCAGAGCCAUGUUGUCAGGAGUCCUGGUAGUGUCUGCUCCAGGGAAAGUCAUCCUCCAUGGAGAACAUGCUGUGGUCCAUGGCAAGGUAGCACUGGCAGUGGCCUUAAAUUUGAGAACAUUCCUCAGGCUUGAACCCCACAGCAAUGGGAAAGUGACCCUGAACUUACCAAACAUUUGUACCAAGCAGACGUGGGAUGUGACCAGCCUUCAGCUGCUGGACACAAGCUUUCUGGACCAAGGUGACAUCCCAGCGCCCACCGCAGAGCAAGUGGAGAAGCUGAAGGAAGUGGCAGGCGUCCCCCAGAACCGAGCCGUCCCCGAGCACCUGGCUGUGCUGGCCUUCCUGUACUUGUACCUGGCCAUCUGCAGGAAGCAGAGGGCCCUGCCGAGCCUGGACAUUACCGUGUGGUCUGAGCUGCCCCCUGGGGCGGGCUUGGGCUCCAGUGCCGCCUACUCUGUGUGCUUGGCAGCCACCCUCUUGACCAUGUGUGAGGACAUCUCUAAUCCACUGAAGGACGGGGACAGCGUCAGCAGGUGGCCCAAGGAGGAUUUGGAGUUAAUUAACCAGUGGGCCUUCCGUGGGGAGAGGGUAAUCCACGGGAAUCCCUCUGGCGUGGACAAUGCCAUCAGCACCUGGGGAGGAGCCCUCCGAUACCAGCAGGGGAAGAUUUCAUCCUUAAACAGCCCCCCAGCUCUCCAGAUCCUGCUAACCAACACCAAGGUCCCACGAAGCACCAAGGCCCUUGUGGCUGGCGUCAGGAACAGGCUGAUCAAGUUUCCAGAGAUCGUGAGCCCUGUCCUGACCUCAAUAGACGCCAUAUCCCGAGAGUGUGAGCGAGUGCUGGGGGAGAUGGCAGCUGCCCCGGCCCUGGAGCAGUACCUCAUCCUGGAGGAGCUCAUUGACAUGAACCAGUACCUCCUGAAUGCCCUCGGCGUGGGCCACACCUCUCUGGACCAGCUCUGCCAGGUGGCCGGAGCCCAUGGACUGCACAGCAAGCUCACUGGAGCAGGUGGCGGUGGCUGUGGCAUCACGCUCCUGAGGCCAGAUCUGGAGCGGGCCGAAGUGGAGGCUGCAAAGCAGGCGCUGACUGGCUGCGGUUUCAACUGCUGGGAGACCAGCAUUGGGGCCCCUGGCGUUUCCAUCCACUUGGCCACCUCCCUGCACGAUCCCAUCUCCCAGGCCCUGGGUGGCCUCUGAGAUGAGUGCACGGUGCUGCAGCCCCACCGAGAAGCUCCUCUCCAGAUUCCUCUUUGCUGAGUUCACCUGUGUGGACCAGCACCACCAGCUCCUGACAUUGACGCUUCAGAAGCCUCCAGCCCCUCCUUACUGUCCUUCCUCCUGGCCGUGCCCCCUUGAGUCCCAGUGGCAGGGCCCCAGAGCCCUUGGUGGCUUUCGCUGCCAGAGCGGCACAUCUCUGUUUCCGGAGCUGGCCAGGUGGUGAAGCCAUGGGGUCCCCUGAGACUCCAGAUCUGAGAUGGGAGCGGCUUCUGCGGCCCCAGAGCUGUCAGGGGUCCAUCUGCCUGCACCCCAGUCUCCCCAGCCUGGGUGCAGGGAUAUGGGUCGGGACCCAGCACGAUGUGCCUUCUCUCCCUCUGCUGCCCCACUUCCACGAGCCUGAGGGCCCAGGCCCCUCUGCCUCCUCCAGGAAACCUUCCUGGCCCAGCGGGCUGGCCCUUGUCCCUUGUCACAGCACCAGUGUGUUGGCAUCAUCCAGCACUUUGUGCAGCCUGCUGUCCUGGCUAGCUGCCCCCCCUCCCCGGGGAGGGUCUAGGAUAGUGGCCUGUGCCUUCUGUCCUCAGGUCAAGGAGGACAGAGUGAAGGCAGCGUCGAUGCAAGCUGUCUCCCACUUGUGCUAAAGCAGUUUGCAAAAAUGACAGCAAACGGGAAUAAAAAGAACUUGCAAAAACAAA